This is a messenger RNA of Prorocentrum cordatum, 1167 nucleotides long. Lineage: Eukaryota; Dinophyceae; Prorocentrales; Prorocentraceae. The record is from the annotation of a GenBank genome assembly.
AUGCAGGAAGUACCUGCCUUGCGUCGGGCAGGUCGUCCCAAACUUGGCCUCCUCGCAGCGAGGCAGGCCGCAGUGUCCCGUGGUGGUCAGUGCUUGUCCAGAUCCUACCAGGAUUGCAUGGUACCUCUGAAGUGGCAGUGUUCGAAGGGUCAUCAAUGGAGCGCGACGCUGCAUUCGAUUCGCAACGGAAACAGUUGGUGCCCGCACUGCGCAAAAAACGCUCGACCUACCCUCGAUGAUGCAAUAAGGGCGGCCGUGGCAAGAGGAGGGCUGUGCCUCUCUACUCGGUACAACGAUUCUAGGUCAGCGUUGCAAUGGCAAUGCGAACAUGGUCACACUUUUUGGAUGCGGCUCGGCGGCGUGAGAUCAGAAGGGAAAUGGUGCCCUUCGUGUGUUCGAGCUUCCAAGGACGUUCAGUUUCUGCAGCUUGCAACACAUGUGGCAACGUCUCGCGGUGGCCAGUGCUUGGGCAUCGCUUGCCGAAGCGGACUCGUUGUAACAUGGAAGUGUGGGAAAGGACACCAGUGGCAUGCCCGAUUGAACAACGUUCUCAAAGGUACUUGGUGCCCAUCAUGUUCUGUAGCGCGGAGACGCUUAUCAAUCGAAGACGCUAAAGCUGAGGCUGUUCGAAGAGGAGGGGCGUGCUUGUCUUCCUAUUACACAAACAGCCACAGCCAUCUGCGAUGGAUGUGUUCUGAAGGACAUGAGUGGAACACGUCACUGACAGCAGUAAAACAUGGAGGUUCAUGGUGCCCCGUGUGCCAGAGUGGCAGAAGUGAGCGUGAGGUCAGGAUCAUCUUAGAAACCAUAUUUGUGGGACAUUCGUUCCCGCGUUGUCGGCCAUUGUUUCUCAAGGGGCUGCGCGGCGUUCCAUUGGAACUUGACGGUUACUGCCAAAAGCUAAGCAUUGCUUUCGAAUACAACGGCGAGCAACAUUAUGACCCGCAGUCUUUCUGGAAUCUCCGCAGGAACAGCGAUGCAUUCGAUCAACAAUGCUUACGGGACCACCGAAAGACAUCCUUGUGUGCAGCCGCUGGAAUACGAUUGAUCGUGGUGCCCUUUUACGUCAAGGACCGCUGGGCUUUCAUUCGUUUGUCAUUGCUACGCUGGUUCAGUAUUGCUGAAGUAAAUUGGACGUUGGUGCCCGCAGGACAGUCGCGCCCCUGA